AUGGCUGUGGCUUCUAUGGAGCAGUACAGAAUCGGAAUUUAUGCUCCAAGUGUUAUGAAGAAUACCAACAGCAAGAAGAGAAUGCUUCUAGUUUCUUACAUGGGAAAGUUAAAUGCUCAAGUUGAAGAAGAUCCCAAGAAGCUCAAGCUCUAUUCCUACUGGAGAAGCUCCUGCUCCACCCGCGUUCGGAUUGCUCUCAAUCUCAAAGGCCUAAGCUUUGACUAUGUAGCUGUUAACAUGGCCAAAGGGGAGCACUCUACUGCUGAAUAUUUGAAACUCAAUCCUCUUGGCUAUGUGCCUGUGUUGGUGGAUGGUGACACUGUUGUUUUCGACUCUUUUGCCAUCUUAAUGUAUCUCGAUGACAAGUAUCCACAGCACCCAUUGCUGCCUCAUGAUCUUCAGAAAAAAGCUAUUAAUUACCAGGUAGCAAAUAUUGUUUCCUCAAGAAUACAGCCACUUCAGAAUCAACCUAUGGUAAAUUUUGUAGAGGGAAAAGUUGGUCUUGAUGAGAAGCUUGCUUGGGCUCAAUAUCACAUAGGCAAAGGCUUUGCAGGGCAGGUGCAUACUUUGUUGCUUAAUCAGUUGAUCAUUGUCUUUGCUUUUUCAAUAAUAAAACUAAACAGUGUUAAUAUCAGAUACAAGUCAAUAUAG
This is a messenger RNA of Hevea brasiliensis (rubber tree), 651 nucleotides long. Its product is annotated as glutathione S-transferase 2-like. Gene Ontology annotation, biological process: L-phenylalanine catabolic process; glutathione metabolic process. The coding region runs from base 1 to 651 and encodes 216 amino acids. Lineage: Eukaryota; Viridiplantae; Streptophyta; Magnoliopsida; Malpighiales; Euphorbiaceae. Gene Ontology annotation, molecular function: maleylacetoacetate isomerase activity; glutathione transferase activity. The record is from RefSeq and is a predicted model, not a curated record. The transcript has 8 exons.